Messenger RNA from Castor canadensis (American beaver), 2141 nucleotides. RefSeq names its product syntrophin alpha 1 (gene Snta1). NCBI's taxonomy places the organism in Eukaryota, Metazoa, Chordata, Mammalia, Rodentia, Castoridae. Gene Ontology annotation, cellular component: neuromuscular junction; sarcolemma; dystrophin-associated glycoprotein complex. The record is from RefSeq and is a predicted model, not a curated record. Gene Ontology annotation, molecular function: protein binding; structural molecule activity.
CCCCCAGCGGCCGGGGUAGGGUGGCGGCUGGCCCAGCUGGGGCCCCGCCGCCCUCUGCCCCGGGUGCUCGGUCGGAGCCGGCCGGGGCGAGUGCGGCGGCUGGGGGCUCGCAGGCGAAGAUGGCGUCAGGCAGGCGCACCCCGCGCACCGGGCUGCUGGAACUGCGCUCUGGGGUGGCUUCGGGGGCCGGGGGUGAGCGGUGGCAGCGGGUGCUGCUCAGUCUAGCGGAGGACGCGUUGACCGUGAGCCCCGCCGACGGCGAGCCCGGCCCCGAGCCCGGCGCUCAGCGGGAGCUGGAGCCCGCGCAACUCAACGGCGCCGCGGAGCCCAGCGCGGCGCCCCCGCAGCUGCCCGAGGCUCUGCUGCUCCAGCGGCGCCGCGUGACGGUGCGCAAGGCCGACGCCGGCGGGCUGGGCAUCAGCAUCAAAGGUGGCCGGGAGAACAAGAUGCCUAUUCUCAUUUCCAAGAUCUUCAAGGGGCUGGCAGCUGACCAGACGGAGGCCCUGUUUGUGGGGGAUGCUAUCCUGUCCGUGAAUGGGGAGGAUUUGUCCUCUGCCACCCAUGACGAGGCGGUGCAGGCCCUCAAAAAGACAGGCAAGGAGGUGGCGCUGGAGGUCAAGUACAUGAAGGAAGUCUCACCGUAUUUCAAGAACUCUGCUGGUGGAACCUCAGUCAGCUGGGACUCACCCCCUGCUUCACCCCUCCAGCGGCAGCCUUCCUCCCCUGGUCCCCAAGCCCGGAACCUGAGCGAGGCCAAACAUGUGGCCUUGAAGAUGGCAUAUGUUUCAAGGAGGUGCGCUCCCACUGAUCCGGAACCCAGGUACCUGGAGAUCUGUGCAGCAGAUGGCCAAGACGCCCUCUUCUUGAGGGCUAAAGAUGAGGCUAGUGCAAGGUCGUGGGCAGGUGCCAUCCAAGCUCAGAUCAGUGCUCUGAUGCCCUGGGUCAAGGAUGAGCUACAGGCACUGCUGGCAGCCACAGGCACAGCUGGGAGCCAGGACAUCAAGCAGAUGGGCUGGUUGACUGAGCAGCUGCCCAGUGGGGGCACAGCCCCUACCCUGGCCCUGCUGACUGAAAAGGAACUGCUUCUCUACAGUUGUCUCCCCCAGACCCGUGAGGCUCUGAGCCGGCCCACCCGCACUGCCCCACUCAUCACCACCAGGCUAGUGCACUCAGGCCCCUCCAAGGGCUCAGUGCCCUACGAUGCUGAGCUGUCUUUUGCCCUGCGCACUGGCACGCGCCAUGGUGUGGACACUCACCUGUUCAGUGUGGAGUCGUCACAGGACCUGGCUGCCUGGACCCGACAGCUGGUGGAUGGCUGUCAUCGGGCUGCUGAGGGUGUGCAGGAGGUGUCUACAGCCUGCACGUGGAAUGGCCGCCCCUGCAGCUUCUCUGUGCACAUUGACAAGGGCUUUACACUGUGGGCAGCAGAGCCGGGUGCGGCCCGAGCUGUGCUGCUCCGGCAGCCCUUCGAGAAGCUGCAAAUGUCCUCCGAUGAUGGUGCCAGUCUUCUUUUCCUGGAUUUUGGGGGUGCUGAAGGCGAGAUUCAGUUGGACCUGCACUCGUGUCCCAAAACCAUGGUCUUCAUCAUCCACUCCUUCCUCUCAGCCAAAGUCACCCGUCUGGGGCUCUUGGCCUAGAAGCUGACAGAUGCACUAGCCCUGAAGAGAGGGCAUCCACUACCUGGCCUGACCUGGCCCUCUGCCCACUGCCUGUUCACUGCUGGGCUGAGGGAAAGGAGAGGAACAAGGGCCUCAGACCCAGCCCCUGAGGGAGGCCGGGACCCAGACCCAGGACACAGUGGACCUGUCUGUGAUGGGGCAGCCUUCUGCUGCCCGUCUCCAUCAGUGCCUUUUGCAGAGUGAUAUUUUGUGUACACAGAAGCCAUUCCGAGCCUGGGACCUGCCCCUGUGGGGACCCUGACCCCAGAGCUGAGCUGCCAGGCCUCCUAGAGGCCCCUAAGCCACCCCAGAGGCCCCAUCUGAACCUGGAGUCCCCUGGGUCAGAGGCAAGAGAAAGAGGAGAAGACUUGCUGCUCACUUUUCCCUUCAGCUCCACCACCGUGGGACAUCUGGUUUUUCUCUUCAUCCUCUCUCCUCCUUUUGGAUAAUAAAUAGCCUUUGAGUGCAUAGGUGGCCCAGCCC